AUGAACUCACAGUCGACGACGUUUGCUCGCAGCCCGCACCGGGCCCGGCGCCCGUCGCUGGCCUCUCGCCUGUCCUUUGCCGCGUCCACGGCCGAGCAUGGCGAGGCUGACGCCGCCGCGUCUGCCCCAGCCGAGCGCCAGAUCCAGGAGGAGAUUGCCGAGAUCAAACGCUACGAGGACUUUACAACGAUAGACUGGGUUCAAGAUGCGGCGCGCGAGCAGGCGAGGCGCAAGUCGCGUAGGAAACGCGCGGCCGGCAUGUACGAGCGCGGUCAGCCCGGCUGGCGAUAUCGGCUUUGGGCCUCGUACGACGCCGCCCAGGGCUGGAUCGUCGUCACCAUCAUCGGCGCCGCCAUUGGCCUGAACGCGGCCUUCCUGAACAUUGUCACCGAGUGGCUCUCCGACAUCAAGAUGGGAUACUGCACCACCGCCUUCUAUCUGAACGAGAACUUUUGCUGCUGGGGCGAGGACAAUGGCUGCCCGCAAUGGCAUCGAUGGACAGGUUUCGGCCCGCUCAACUACCUCAUUUACAUCAUCUUUGCUACCGUCUUUGCCUUUACGGCAGCCACCCUCGUCAAAUCCUACGCGCCCUACGCCGCGGGCUCAGGCAUCUCUGAGAUCAAGUGCAUCAUCGCGGGCUUCGUCAUGAAGGGCUUCCUCGGCUUCUGGACGCUGCUCAUCAAGUCCGUCUGCCUGCCCCUCGCCAUCGCCUCGGGCCUCUCAGUCGGAAAGGAAGGCCCUAGCGUCCACUAUGCAGUAUGCACCGGCAAUGUCAUCUCGAGGCUGUUCACCAAGUACCGGAGCAAUGCGUCCAAGACGCGCGAGAUCCUGAGCGCCUGCGCCGCCGCCGGCGUGGCCGUCGCGUUUGGCAGUCCCAUCGGAGGCGUGCUCUUCUCGCUCGAGGAAAUGUCCAACCACUUCCCUCUCAAGACCAUGUGGCGCAGCUACUUUUGCGCAUUGGUCGCGACGGCCGUCCUUGCGGCCAUGAAUCCUUUCAGGACCGGCCAGCUCGUCAUGUUUCAGGUCAAGUACGACCGCGAUUGGCACUUCUUCGAGAUCCUGUUUUACAUCAUCAUUGGCAUCUUCGGCGGCCUCUACGGCGCCUUCGUCAUGAAGUGGAAUCUGCGCGCGCAGGCCUUUCGCAAAAAGUACCUCUCCAAGUACGCCGUACUCGAGGCGACGUUGCUGGCUGCCGGAACGGCCAUUAUCGCCUAUCCAAACGUCUUUCUCCGGAUCGACAUGACGGAGAGCAUGGAGAUUCUGUUCCUCGAGUGCGAGGGCGCCGAGGACUACCAGGGGCUGUGCGAGCCGGACAAGCGCUUCUGGAACGUCGUCUCGCUGGUGCUGGCCACGGCGCUGAGGGUCGUCCUGGUCAUCAUCUCGUACGGCUGCAAGGUUCCGGCAGGCAUCUUUGUGCCGUCCAUGGCUAUUGGAGCUUCUUUCGGACGCACAGUUGGCAUCAUCGUUCAGGCCCUACAUGAGGCGAACCCGCAAAGCGUCUUCUUCUCCGCCUGCAAGCCGGAUGAGCCAUGCAUCACUCCAGGGACGUAUGCCUUCCUGGGUGCUGGGGCUGCACUCAGCGGCAUCAUGCACAUCACCGUGUCGGUGGUGGUCAUCAUGUUUGAGCUGACGGGGGCGCUGACCUACAUCUUGCCCACCAUGAUCGUCGUCGGCGUUACCAAGGCCGUCAGCGACUUGUUUGGCAAGGGAGGUAUCGCGGACCGCAUGAUCUGGUUCAACGGCUUUCCCUUUCUGGACAACAAGGAGGAACACAACUUUGGCGUGCCAGUUUCGCAUGUCAUGAGGACCUCGGUGGUAUCUUUACCCGUCAGCGGCAUGACACUCGAGGAAAUCGAGCAUCUUUUGGCCGACGACAAGUACCAGGGAUUCCCGAUUGUCGAGGAUGCCAACUCCAAGACGCUGGUGGGCUACAUCGGCCGGACGGAGCUGCGGUAUGCCAUCGACCGCCUGCGGCGAGAGCAGCCCAUCAGCGGAACUUCCAGGUGUGUCUUUGCGCCGCCACCUGCACUGAGUUCGGCCACGCCGAUAACACCAACGGUGACUGUGAACACCGACUCCACGUCGUCCACGACACUGGACUUUAGCCGCUACGUAGACGCGACCCCAGUGACGGCCCACCCCCGGCUGCCCUUGGAGACGGUGCUGGAGCUGUUCCGCAAGAUCGGACCCCGUGUCAUCCUGGUCGAGUAUCACGGGAAACUCAGUGGCCUCGUUACGGUCAAGGACUGCCUCAGGUACCAGUUCAAGGUGGAGGCAGCGGAGAACCCCAAGGACGACCACCGGAUCCACGAGGGGCAGGAGCAGCUUUGGGGCGUACUACGACGGGCCGGGAACUGGGUAUCGGGCCGGUUAUCGAGCGCGUCGGGAGGCAGGAUACGGCUCAGCGGUCAGUUCGACCAGGCCACAAGCAGAGACAGGGGCGGCGGAGCGAUUCUUGACGGGGACGAGGACUUGGGCGACGAAGGGGGCGUCGAGUUGGAAAGCAGGCGAUAG
This is a messenger RNA of Purpureocillium lilacinum, 2514 nucleotides long. RefSeq names its product glycerol ethanol, ferric requiring protein. Gene Ontology annotation, cellular component: fungal-type vacuole; early endosome; plasma membrane. Gene Ontology annotation, biological process: chloride transport; intracellular copper ion homeostasis; transmembrane transport. The record is from RefSeq and is a predicted model, not a curated record. Gene Ontology annotation, molecular function: voltage-gated chloride channel activity. Lineage: Eukaryota; Fungi; Ascomycota; Sordariomycetes; Hypocreales; Ophiocordycipitaceae.